AAGAAAAUUAUUGCAACUAUAAAAAAAAAACAGAGGAAGUAUUUCCUAAUAACCUUAUCCAAAAAUCCAUUAAGUUAGCCUUUCCUUUUCUCUUUGGCCAGAAUUUCCUCAUCUCAACCUCAUAUUUUAGCCAACUCCUGUUCACAAACUCUUACCAAACUGCCUGAGCUGCUCAAAAGGGGGAAAAACACCACACAAAACCUCCACACUCUAACUCUUUUACCCAUGGCUGCCGCAGCAACCGCUAGCACAACCGUGCAAUCUUCGCUUUCGACACCGAAACCAUCCUUCGCAUUUUUAACUAACAAACAACUACCAUCUGACCCAAUCCAAGUAAAAUUUGGUUCAACAAAGAAAUCAUACUCACCCUUAAUUUCACAACAUUAUUGUUUUACAAAUGAAUCAACUCCGAUCGCUUGCGUAUCCCACAAGCGGCGAGCCCCGAGGAUAGCUGCUGCGGUGACCGAGGAGGAAGUGGUAGAAACUGCAGGUGAUGUGGAGCAGGCACAAGAUGAAGCACAAAUUGAAAGUGAAAGUUCAAGUGAAAAGAAAGAUGAUGAAGUUCAAGUGAAUACUAAGCUUUACUUUGGGAAUUUGCCUUAUCAUUGUGAUAGUGCUCAACUUGCUGGUAUUGUCCAAGAGUAUGGCACCCCUGAAUUGGUUGAGGUUCUAUAUAAUAGAGACACAGGGAAAAGCAGAGGAUUUGCAUUUGUCACCAUGAGCAGUGUUGAGGAUUGCAAUGCUGUUAUUGAGAAUUUGGAUGGAAGUGAAUAUGGUGGGCGAUAUUUGAGAGUGAAUUUUGCUGAUAAUCCAAGGAAGAGAGAGCCCUUAUUUCCAGAGACCGAUCACAAAUUGUUCGUUGGUAACUUGUCUUGGUCAGUUACCUCAGAUAGCUUGUACCAAGCGUUUCAAGAGUAUGGAAAGGUGGUGGGAGCAAGAGUGUUGUUUGAUGGAGAGACCGGUAAGUCAAAAGGCUAUGGUUUCGUUUGUUACUCAACAAGAUCAGAAAUGGAAAGUGCCCUUGAAUCUCUUAAUGGAGUGGAAUUAGAAGGCCGACAAAUGCGAGUAAGCUUGGCAGAAGGGAAGAAAUUAUAGGUGAAGGACAUGGUGCUAAUUACCCAUUUCUUUUGUGUUGUGAAAAGAAAAAACAAGGGGAUGAAAGAAGAUCUAGUCCUGCUUUUGAGUCAUCUGGCUCACCCGGCGUAUGGUGUUCACGACUUCGUGAGUAUUGAGAUGAUUCUUGUGUUACUAUUCUCAGUAAUGAACAUUAUAGAUGAGGUGAGCAUGGGUUGCUCUUGAAAAAAGUUAUUCAUCUUCUAGAUUAAUUCUGAUUUUAUUACUCAUGUUUAGUUCUUAUUUGGUCUUAUGAUGGUUAUACAUAAAUCCAUACAAGAAAGAUUUAACAACAAAUCUAAGCAAUAUGAUUAUGAGAAGAUUCUUGUACGGUUUCGUCAUAAUUUCAUUCAAGUUAAAGGUUCAUAAGUUUAUUAAAGUUCAUAA
Molecule: messenger RNA, 1500 nt
Organism: Chenopodium quinoa (quinoa)
Lineage: Eukaryota; Viridiplantae; Streptophyta; Magnoliopsida; Caryophyllales; Amaranthaceae
Product: 28 kDa ribonucleoprotein, chloroplastic-like
Exons: 4
Coding region: 226-1095 (289 amino acids)
Cellular component (GO): cytosol
Molecular function (GO): mRNA binding
Source: RefSeq, a predicted model, not a curated record